Catharus ustulatus (Swainson's thrush) is the source of this 426-nucleotide messenger RNA. RefSeq names its product ATP synthase membrane subunit j (gene ATP5MJ). Gene Ontology annotation, cellular component: mitochondrion. Bases 85 to 255 code for a protein of 56 amino acids. The transcript has 4 exons. The record is from RefSeq and is a predicted model, not a curated record. NCBI's taxonomy places the organism in Eukaryota, Metazoa, Chordata, Aves, Passeriformes, Turdidae.
GCGUCCCUUCCCGGCGCGCCCCGCGGCCGCCCGGAGCCGUGCUGUGCCCGUUCCCAGUGUGACCUUCGCCGCUCGCCCGCCACGAUGGUGCAGACCAUGAUUCCAAAGGCAAUGAGACCCAUGAAAUUCUACUUCUCUACGGUGUAUCAAGAAAUAUGGGUUGGUGUAGCAUUAACGAGUUAUGCCUACUACAAGCUUUCAUUUGGCCGCAAAAAAUCAUCAGGAAAUAAGUCCUCUGGUUCUGGCCAUCAUUAAAGAUCUCUUCUCUUCUUGGAAUAUGAAAUUGGUGGUUCAUCAUCUUUGCCGCAAAUGAAGCGAGUCGCAACCAUAGGGAAAUGAAUGCUAGAACUGUAUCUGAUCCAUCUGCUGUAAUUGGAAAAAGAAUAAAUCCAUCAAGCAAAAAGUAAUUAAAGGUGUUGGACAAUA